Messenger RNA from Cottoperca gobio, 1194 nucleotides. It is a transcript of the gene hdhd3, whose product is annotated as haloacid dehalogenase-like hydrolase domain containing 3. The coding region runs from base 193 to 903 and encodes 236 amino acids. The transcript has 4 exons. Gene Ontology annotation, cellular component: nucleus. Lineage: Eukaryota; Metazoa; Chordata; Actinopteri; Perciformes; Bovichtidae. The record is from RefSeq and is a predicted model, not a curated record.
UCUAAAUAAAAGCAGCGAAGAAGAAGGACCGCUAACUGCAGCUAACCGUUUAUAACCGUUGACAGCUGUGAAGAUUGACUACGAACUUGUUACCAAGCCGACAGUGACGCUAGCUUGUUGCUAAGUGAAGUGACGUUCCUGUCACCACGAAGCUUCAACGUCAGCAGGGAUUUAAAAUUAACCUUCUGUGUAAUGCGUGCUCCUCUGCGUUGGGUGCUAUGGGAUGUGAAAGACACACUGCUGAAGGUGCGUGCAUCUGUAGGAGAGCAAUACUGCAAGGAGGCUGAACGAGUGGGUUUGAACCUCAGUGCUGUGGAGGUCGAAGCUGCUUUCCGCCAGGCAUUUCGACAUCAUUCCAGCAGAUACCCAAACUAUGGCAUCAGUCAGGGCCUGGAUGGACGGACCUGGUGGAUGGGUGUGGUGCGGGACACUUUCUCCCAGUGCAGGGUGCAGGACCCCUCUCUUCUAAAUACAUUGUCUCACAACCUUUAUCAUAACUUCUGCAAUGCAGAGAACUGGGAGGUAUUUCCAGAUUCAAAGAAAAGCCUGGAGAGUUGCUCUUCUCUAGGACUGAAGCUGGGUGUGGUAUCAAACUUUGAUAGCCGCCUUGAAGACAUUUUACGUGUUUGUGGCCUCCUCUCUCACUUCAGCUUUUUGAUAACGUCAGAGGAAGCAGGUAUAGCAAAGCCGAGUCCAGCCAUCUUUGAUCAGGCACUGCAGAGAUGUGGAGUACCAGCUGCUAGUGUAGCUCACAUCGGGGACCACUACGUGAACGAUUACCUCGCCUCUCGCUCUGUGGGCAUCCACGGGUUCCUGUUAGACAGACACAACAAGCACAACAAACCUGACGUUCCAAGAGAGCAUCGGCUCAGCUCCCUGGAGGAGCUGCAGUCACGGCUUUAGCAGCACAUUGUCUAAUGCCAAACAGUCAUGGGCUCAAGUGCAAAGCUACUCAGUCUAAGUGUGGUUCAGUUAAGGAACUCAUUUAUAGGAUGGAGCCAUGCAGACCUGAGUGAGCUCUACCACUUUAGAGCUAAAAUUAAAUGCUCCUGACAGAAAUGAUAAUAAUAGAGGGGGGGGUGAUCAUGGGUUGUAAUAUAAAAACGGUAUGUACACUGUGUAAUUAUCAUGCACUUUUACUGUAAAUAAACUGGGAGGAAUAAAUAUAUAAAUAAUAAUAAAGAGUAUCUUAGA